Messenger RNA from Nothoprocta perdicaria, 1343 nucleotides. RefSeq names its product DEP domain-containing mTOR-interacting protein-like. The coding region runs from base 1 to 1197 and encodes 398 amino acids. The record is from RefSeq and is a predicted model, not a curated record. Gene Ontology annotation, biological process: intracellular signal transduction; negative regulation of TOR signaling. Gene Ontology annotation, molecular function: protein binding. The transcript is spliced from 9 exons. Lineage: Eukaryota; Metazoa; Chordata; Aves; Tinamiformes; Tinamidae.
AUGGAGAGCCUGAGCAGCAGCCUGAAGAAGAAAGCCACCGAGAGGCACCACCGGGCAGAGGUGAUGAUCGCUGGAGAGCAGCUGAGGCUUCGCCUCCACGAUGGGAAGCUCAUUAAGGACAGACGUUACCACCUUCGGACGUACCCGAACUGCUUCGUGGCGAAGGAGCUCACAGACUGGCUGAUCGACCACAAGGAAGCACCCGACAGAGAGACGGGCAUCCGCCUCAUGCAGAAGCUGAUGGACCACUACAUCAUCCACCACGUUUGCGACGAGCACUCAGACUACAAGGAUGCCAAACUCUUAUAUCGUUUCCGCAAGGAUGACGGGACCUUCCCCCUCAGUWAGGAUGUGAAGGUGUUCAUGAGAGGGCAGAGUCUUUAUGAGAAGCUGAUCAGUGUUGAAGAUUCAAUUCUGAAGGUGCGGGAGGAGAACUCUGUGAAGUACCAGAGGACCUUCUUGGGCUCCGAAAUGAUUGACUGGCUCAUGCAGGAGGGAGAAGCAGCCAACCGAAAGGAAGCCGUGGAGCUGGGCCGGGCACUGCUGGAGCACGGGAUCGUUCAGCACGUGUCCAACAGGCAUCACUUCUUUGACAGCAACAUUCUCUAUCAGUUCUGGAUCAACUUUCGCCGGAGACGUCGUCUCACGGAGCUGCUCAGUGAAACCUCUUCUCGUGCUCUGUCCGAGAGCCCGGACAGUCCCUUCUGCCUGCGCAAGCUCAACCCGGACCCAGGCAACACGAGCUUCCUUUCUGUCCAACCCAACAAGGAGAUUAAAAUUGUCUCAGCAGUUCGAAGGAGCAGCAUCACUUCCCUGGCUGGAAACUCCAACCCUUACUUCAGUGCUGCUCCUAUAUUGGUCUUCCCUCCCGCGGCUGAGUGCAACCCCAAAUCAGUGUUAAAGAGACCAGUCACCAAUGAAGAGCUCCUGUCCCCUGGGGCCCCCUACAUCAAGAAAACACUAACUAUUGUGGGGGAUGCUGUGGGCUGGGGGUUUGUGGUCCGAGGAGGAAGACCUUGCCACAUCCAAGCAGUGGACCCGGGAGGACCUGCUGCUGCUGCAGGGAUGAAGGUGUGUCAGUUUGUUUUCUCUGUGAACGGCAUGUGUGUUUUGCACUUGGACUAUCAGACCAUCAGCAGCCUCAUCAUGACAGGACCACGAACUCUGGUCAUGGAAGUCAUGGAAGCUGUUGAAUGAAUGAAGGAGUCUCUCGUCCCACCGCUGUUUGGAAAAGCAGGACACUUCUCAAAAGAACGAUGGACCAUGGGAAGGGACCAGGCACAACCUUUCACUCAGAUUUUAACCAGGCAUUUUAAUAUAUUUUCCAAUAAAAACAUUCUAAU